AUUGGCUUUCUUUAUGCGAAAUCACGGUUCGUCCUAUUUAUUGCUACCUUUUGUACAGGCAUAUUGGAUUCUUUCAAAAUGCGCUUAACGUGUUUAAAUAUGAAAAACAUUUAGUCUAUUUCUUAAAAAUGGUAAAAGGAAACGAACAAGCUUCAGAAAUAUUACGGAGGAGGUACUACAAGACAAAGCGACGGUACGUGGUGUUCGCUGGCUCUGUGCUGAUCCAGUUUAUUGGUGUCGCCAUGCCGUCCGCCAUGCUGGGAAUCGUCUACGUAGACAUGACUAGAGAGUUCCGGGCCGAGGCCUCACAAGCCGCCUUAAUGCUGUCACUGUUCAGGGGCAUCGCCUUUGGAGGAGGUGUGUUUGGUGAGAUGGUGAUUCGACGAGUGGGGGAUUUUCCCUGUAUGAUUGGGGGAGCUCUCGGGGGAAGCCUCACCCUCCUAGCCUCAGCCUUCGCUCCAAACAUGGUCACCAUUGUCGUUCUGAUUGGUGUUGGUACAGGAUGCGGCUGUGUGUUACCUACGCUUCUUUCCUACGUGUAUAUCAGUCGGGCCUUUCCACCCAAAACCGCACCUAAAUAUCUGACCACGAUGACGUUGGGGGCAGGGAUAGGGUUCAUGGUAACUCCCUACAUUACGGAGGUUUUGUUGUCUCAUUUCGGCUGGAGGGGGACUCUAAUGAUGGCGAGCGGAAUGUUCCUUCAGCUGGUUCUGAUUGGAAUGGUAAUACAGGUCAAUUUACCUCCACCAUCUGAGUUGCAAAAGUCCAGGGAUUUCAAAUGGACCGAUGUAGUCGAAAUCCUAAAGAACAGAUCAUACCUGACUUAUAUAACGAACAUGCUAUUUUUUGGAUUGUUUGGAGCUGUUGAAAUAUGGUUUUUGCCAGAUUUUCUAGUUUCAAACAACUACACAAUUCAAGAUGCUGCUCUUGUGCUUACACUUAGUGGGUUCGCCAACGUCAGUGGUAGGCUAAUCGCGGGAAUUUUCGAAUCGUGUUUUAGCCGGACAAAGAUUUUAUACCAUUGGACCUACAUCUUCAUGACUCAAGCUCUGGGUCACGCAGUUUUCCCGACCUUUGUCCAGUUUUACCCCGUUCUCUGUGGGUCCUCUUUAAUCUACGGAGUCUCUUUUGGUCUUAUCGUGUCUCAGAGUGUUCCGGUGGUGGUCCAGGCCUUACCCCAGAGGCUAAACUCCAUAGGAAUAGCGAUGGAGUUCACAGUCUACGGGUUAUCUACAGUUCUUGGGGGCUUUGUCUGCGGAGUGAUCCGUGACGUCACAGGAGGAUUUGAGGGAGUGGAUCACUACGACCGAUCCUACAAACCAUAUGUGGUGUUUGUGUGUUCCACUCUGAUCAUCUUCAUCAUAAUCAUGCCGUCUUCACUACUAGGGAUUAUCUACGUAGAAAUCAUGAGAGAAUUCCAAUCGAGUGCCUCCGAGGCGGCCCUGAUGCAAUCUCUGUUCCGGGGAAUUUCUUUCGGAGGAGGUGCGUUUGGUGGAGUGGUGAUCCGGUGGGCGGGGGAGUUUCCGUGCAUGAUGGUGGGCUCUAUAGUCGGAUGCCUUUGUUUCGGCGCUGCUGCUUUCGCUGAAAAUUUGAUCACAGUUGUUCUUUUGAUUGGAGUCGGUGCAGGUAGCGCCUUUGUGUUCUCUUUACUGUUGAGUUUUACCAACAUCGGACAUGCGUUCCCUGCAUCAACCGCGUCAAAGUUCAUGAGCUUUAUAACGAUGGGUGGAGGUCUGGCAAUGAUAGUGACCCCAUAUAUAACCAAUCUCCUGAUCGGCCAUUUUGGUUGGAGGGGGGCUUUCUUGAUGUUCUCUGGAUUUUUCUUUCAUCUUGUUCCUCUUGGGGUGGUGGUUAAGCUGAACUUUCCCCCAGCAGACGAGAAGCGGAAUGAAUCAAAGAAGUUCCAGUGCAGCGAUCAAACGGCAGUCUUCAAAUACGGGGGCUUCGUCGUUAUUUCGAUGCAAAUGGUACUCUACGGAAUGUUUGGUUACGUUGAGCCCUGGUUUCUCCCCGACUACUUGCUCAGCAAAGGCUACACUAAAGAUGACGCCGCUCUCUUGCUGACCCUCAUAGGAGUUGCCAGUUUGGUUGGGCGAGUUCUCGCGGGAUUGCUUGAUCCUUUUUUUCGCCGAACAAAGAUAAUAUACCACUGGAGUUACAUGUUUGUGGUGGUUGCCUUGGGUCACGCGGCCUUCCCCUUCUUUGUGUCUGUGUACCCCGUCCUGGUGGUAGCCUCGGUGGUGUUCGGUCUACAGUUUGGCCUGUUCAUCUCCCAGAUGAGCCCAAUAACAUACCAGACGCUACCCUGGAAUCUCUACCCCACAGGAAUCGCCACCGUGUUCACUCUGUAUGGAGGAUUCGCCGUAGUAGGGGGUUACAUCUGUGGAUAUAUUUGUGACGUCACAGGCAAAUAUGAUUACGUGUUCUACGUAUCAUCUCUUGCGUCAAUGGUUUGUGGGUUUGGGAGCAUUCUACUCUACGCUGUGGAUAAAGCGAGACACAAGGAUGGCGAUUCACCACUGGACAAGACCAUAGAAAUAUCUGUGAUUACUAAACCUUAA
Molecule: messenger RNA, 2561 nt
Organism: Magallana angulata
Lineage: Eukaryota; Metazoa; Mollusca; Bivalvia; Ostreida; Ostreidae
Product: monocarboxylate transporter 4-like
Exons: 13
Coding region: 129-2561 (810 amino acids)
Biological process (GO): transmembrane transport
Molecular function (GO): monocarboxylic acid transmembrane transporter activity
Source: RefSeq, a predicted model, not a curated record